CAGGGUGGUGGAGGGGCUCAUGGCUUUAUAGACCUGUCCUGCAACUGGGCAUCACCUUGUGUUGCGAGUUUGCAAGAUCUCUGCUUGCUGUCGAUUUCGCAAUAUGGCUUCCGUGUCCAGCCUCUUCCAGUGCAGCGACCCAAAAAAGUGGCGUCAGGUCUCUGAUAUGUACUGGGAGGUUGUGGCCGCAAAAGGAGCAAAGCAGAAACAGUUCGUGGAGCUGGACAAAUGGUACCAGGAGGAGCUGCCCACCCGCAUGGCUGCUCGCCCUCAGAAGUCACUGACUCAGGAGGAGCUGGUGAAGCUCAUGGAGUGGAAGUUAAUGAAAGGGAAGUUCCGACCGCGUCUGAAGCAAAUGGUGUCAUCUAACCCAGCGAGUACGGUAGAGAGCUGCAGCAGGAAAGCGUUCCAGCUCCUCCCCGAUGUAUCUGCCGCCAUUGAUGAGCUGUGCCAGCUGAAGGGCGUAGGACCUGCCACGGCCUCUGCGAUCCUGUCGGCUGGUGCCCCAGACUUGGCGGCAUUCAUGGCAGAUGAAGCAGUGGAGAGCGUGCCCGGCCUCACUCCUAUACAGUACAAUCUGAAACACUACAUGAGGUACCUGGAGGAGCUGCGGAGGAAGGCUGAGGCCCUGAGCAAAGCCUCACAGGAGGAGUGGACUCUUCACAAGGUGGAACUGUGCCUGUGGACCUGGAAAGUAGCCCAAAAACUCUGCCCCAAGCUGCUGGAUUCCCUGGAAGAUGAGGAAGAAAAACCUACCAAGAGACUGAAGACACAACCAUGAGAUGUCCGCCAAGCCUUUUUUCUUCACUUGCCCCUUUAAGACAUGUUUCUAUAAUAGGGGCCCCUGCUGCAUUAGCUGAACCUGCAGGCCCCGUCCUUUGCUGUAUACCAAUCAUAAUGGUCCUAAAUCGAGUGCAGAGGGGACAAAUGAAAGCCUAUAAUGCACUUCACCCCAUUUCCCGGCAUUGUAAGAGAUGUACACGAAGCACAGUAAACUGAUAUUGGGAAUGACGUGAGCUAACAGCAGAACUACGCAUGCAGCUCUGGAGGUGACGUUACUAAAAAUGGCUUAUUGGCAAAGAAACUCGCAGCACCAGGUCCGUCAUGUACAGCAUGAUGAUUUUAUUCAGUCUUUUUUAAGCCAUCAUUAUUUUCCUUGUACAAAACAUUGCGACACAAUCUCCAUCAUAUAAAAUUAAAGGGAUUCGUCCCUGACUCCUUCCCAUGGGGUAUAUAUAGGAUUUUGGCACUUCAGACAUGUGUCAAGGGUUAACCGCAAAACAACCGGUUAAUAUGGCGACACAAUGCGACUCCUUAAAUACUACCUUAAUAUAUACUGCUUAUAAUUCAUGUUUUAUAAUCGUCCUGUUCUAUAUUGCUCAGAUUUUUUUUUUUAUGUAUUCACUGUUGAUUCUUGAAUAAAUAAUUUUUCUUAAAUACUUUUUUUUUUUAUCUUUAUAUAUAUAUAUAUAUUAUCAUUUUUGUAGAAUUUUACUUCUGCACAGUCAUAGUGUUUGCUGCCAUUUAAUUUUGCCUGCACUUAUUGGGAUUUUACUAAAAAUGUCUGCCACUACAUUAGAACUGUUUUUUUUCUUCAAAAUGGCUGCCAGUUGCUCUUAUUUCAUGUCAGAAUGCGUGCCACUUCCCCUUUGUUGCCUAUAGCAACCAAUCACAGCCCAGCGUUCCUUUGUGGAAAAAUGAAACUUGGGCUGUGAUUGGUUUCUAUGAGUAUCAAGGCAGUUUUUGAAAUGAGGCUCAGUGUGUUUGUUUCAACCAACCAGAGCCCAGCUUACAUUCCUAAUGUGCUGUGGGAAAAAUGAAACGCAGGCUCUGAUAAGUUGGUGUGGGCAAGAAGGACAUUUGCCAAGAAAAAGAUGUAGUCUGGUUUAAAAUGGCCGUCGGUUAAUCUUCUGAGGUGAAAAAUGGCUGCCUAUCACCUUCCUGUCCAUAGAAAGAUUGAAACGUAAGGAGAAGUCUGUGUUUUAGGUCUCUCUUAAAACGUUAUACAGCCUGUCUGUUUAUAAUGGUGCAGUAUGUGGAUUGACUGGAAUAUUUUUUAACAUCUUCUAGGCCGGUACGAGAUAAAAUCCUAAUGUGACAGGAUUCAGAUAGAGAAUUGUUCUAAAAGCCAAUUGACAUUCAUGUGUCUUCUAUCAAAACAUUAAGCAGUAAGUUGCCGACAGAUUAGCGCCGUGUCUCCUCUCGGCUGAGGAGAUGUUAUCAAAUUGACUAAAACUGAGGCAACUAUGAGGAGCUACAAAAUGCCAAUGGUGGGUUAUCAUCGGGCGCACGUAACUCCAGCUAAAUGGCAGAAAAAAUUAGUCACAUCCAAAGCUGCUC
Bufo bufo (common toad) is the source of this 2340-nucleotide messenger RNA. RefSeq lists its product as uncharacterized. Gene Ontology annotation, molecular function: DNA binding; catalytic activity. The record is from RefSeq and is a predicted model, not a curated record. Gene Ontology annotation, biological process: DNA repair. NCBI's taxonomy places the organism in Eukaryota, Metazoa, Chordata, Amphibia, Anura, Bufonidae. Bases 104 to 781 code for a protein of 225 amino acids. The transcript is spliced from 6 exons.